GGGCGGCGUGAGGCGCCGCUGUCCGGGGGCUCGGGGAGGCCUGUGGUCGCCCCGCUGUCCCCGAGCCCGUGACCCCCGCAAGGCGUUCUUGGAUGAGCGUCGGAGACUUGGAUGAUAAAUUUAUAUGAGCAAAUAGCAUCCCAGCAAUGCUGAAGUUCCAAGAGACCGCUAAGUGUCGGAGCGGGUCAGCAGACAUCCCCGAUCAGCCACCGGCCUGGAUUGCCGGAAGAUACGUACGUCAGCAGAAACUGGGCGGUGGGAGCUUCGGAACUGUCUACCUGGUGUCAGACAAGAAGGCCAAACAAGGAGAGGAACUAAAGGUAUUGAAGGAAAUCUCUGUUGGUGAACUAAAUCCAAAUGAGACCGUCCAGGCCACUUUGGAAGCCCAGCUCCUUUCCAAGCUAGACCAUCCGGCCAUCGUCAAGUUCCACGCAAGCUUUGUAGAGAAGACUAAUUUCUGCAUCAUCACAGAAUACUGUGAGGGUCGAGAUCUGGACUAUAAAAUCCAGGAAUAUAAAGAAGUAGGGAAAGUCUUUCCCGAAAACCAGAUAGUGGAGUGGUUCAUCCAGCUGUUGCUAGGCGUGGACUACAUGCACGAGAGGAGAAUACUACAUCGAGACUUGAAAUCAAAGAAUAUAUUUCUGAAAAAUAAUCUCCUUAAAAUUGGGGACUUUGGGGUCUCUCGACUGCUGGUGGGAUCCUGCGACCUGGCCACCACUUUUGCUGGAACUCCCCACUACAUGAGCCCCGAGGCUCUGACCCACCAAGGCUACAACACCAAGUCCGACAUCUGGUCAUUGGCCUGCAUUUUAUACGAGAUGUGCUGCAUGAAUCAUGCAUUUGCUGGCUCCAAUUUCUUGUCUGUCGUCUUAAAAAUUGUGGAAGGAGACACACCUUCCCUCCCCGAGAGAUACCCAAGGAAACUCAACUCCAUCAUGGAAAGCAUGUUGAACAAGAGUCCUUCGUUGAGACCCUCAGCUAUAGAAAUCUUAAAAGCUCCCUACAUCGACGAGCAGCUACAGCACCUGAUGUGUCGCUAUUCCGCAAUGACUCGCGAAGACGUGCGUGUGGAUUGUCAGAAGGAGGCUGCUCACAUAGUGAAUGCCGUGCAAAGAAAGAUCCACCUGGAGACUCUCCAGGCACUGUCUGAAGUGCAGAAAAUGACGCCGAGAGAGAGGAUGAGGCUGAGGAAGCUACAGGUAGCCGACGAGAAAGCCGGGAAGCUGAAGAAGAUCGCAGAAGAAAAGUACAAAGAAAACAGCAAGCGGAUGCAGGAAUUGCGGCCCAGCAACCUGGAGCCGCUGAGCGCGGGCAUACUUGGCGAAAGAGCACACUUAAUGGGAAUGGAAGGAAAAGAGGAGUGGCCUGCGGGAAGACUUUCUUGUUCCUCCCAGGAGAAGGAUGAAGAGAGACAGCCAGCCUGGGAGGAGACAUCAGGGGGGCCGCCAUCAGAGCACCUGCCCGCCUCUCAGCCUGUUCCCUCCCCCCGCCCUGGUGAGCUGGAGUCCAGCACAGAGGACACCACAGCAGACCUCUACCGCCACGAGAUCCCGGAAGACCCGCUGGUGGCUGAGGAGCAUUACGCCGACGGAUUUGAUUCCUGUUCUGAAGACAGUGAAGAGCAAGAGGAAGAAAUAGUGUUUCCAGGACCCGAGUGGGAGAUCAAGGACGAGAACCCCACGUCUGUUUACAGAACAAAUCAGGACAGUGACACCGAAGCGCUGGUCAGGUGUUUGGAAAAAGUGUUGGAUUGCCCCUCUCAAGACACAAGGACCACUACCAGUAUGGCGGCAGGCCUGUCCCCCCGGCCCCCGGCGUUCAGCAGUGUGACGGCCAGGAUGAAGCACAUAAGAGACUCUGCUACACAGAAGCUGGGAGCGGAGGUGUUUGAAGAGGUCUACAGCUACCUGAGGCGAGCAAGGCAUCUGAAAGCCAGCGAGGCCGAGGUCCAGCAGCGUCUGGAGAGGUGGGUGCCCCGGGCCAGCGACUGCUUCGAAGUGGACCAGCUCCUCUACCUGGAGGAGCAGCUCCUGACCACCGUGGCGACCAGAACCAUCCCGAAGACACGGUCAGGACACGAAGACGGUCAGGGAGACACGUCCCUCUGCGAAAAACCGUGA
Messenger RNA from Perognathus longimembris pacificus (Pacific pocket mouse), 2120 nucleotides. RefSeq names its product NIMA related kinase 11 (gene Nek11). The coding region runs from base 147 to 2120 and encodes 657 amino acids. The record is from RefSeq and is a predicted model, not a curated record. The transcript is spliced from 17 exons. Gene Ontology annotation, molecular function: protein kinase activity; ATP binding. NCBI's taxonomy places the organism in Eukaryota, Metazoa, Chordata, Mammalia, Rodentia, Heteromyidae. Gene Ontology annotation, biological process: protein phosphorylation.